AAAGUUUGCUGGACUGGGCUGGAGCGGGCGGCGGCUGCUGGUGACUCUGGCGGGCGGGCACACGGGCAGAUCCACGGCGCCCACAGGCCGCCGCACUCUCUCCCUCACACGGUGGCUCCGUGCCCAUGGGUGCGGCCGCGGCCUGUGCGUAGCGCCGGUACUUUGGCCGGUGAUGGAGUCGGGCUGAGCCGCGUGUUGUUGCCGUCUUUGUGCCUCUCCCCGCCCGCGGCCCCAGGCCCCCAGGCCCCAGGCCCCAGGCCGGCCUCGCCAUGUUCUCGCUCUGCGCCUUGGCCCUCGCUCUGCUCUGCCAGCCCGCUCGGCCCGACCUCCAGCCUCGCAACUGCUCCGAGUUGGCCAAACUUCUCAGCCCCCGAAAGCACGAUGGCCCCAGGCCCUCAAGGGACCUUGCGGCGGGAGAUCACUUGAAGGUGUGUCCUCAACUCCACACAUGCUGUACCUCUGAAAUGGAAGAGAAGCUCAGCCAACAAAGCCAGCAAGAGUUCAGCAAAGAAGUGUUGGAGACGAGCAAUGCGCUGCACUCAACCUUUGCUUCCAGAUAUAAGAAAUUUGAUGAAUUUUUCAAGGAAUUAGUAAAUAAUGCUGAAAAAUCCUUAAAUGAUAUGUUUGUACAUACUUACGGCAUGGUUUAUAAGAAAAACGCAGACGUGUUCCAGGACUUAUUUAAAGAGUUGAAGAAAUACUACAUGGCUGGAAAUCUAAACUUGGAAGACAUGUUGAAUGACUUCUGGGCUCGUCUUCUGGAGCGGAUGUUUCGGUUGAUAAACCCUCAAUACCAUUUCACGGAAGAGUAUCUGGAUUGCAUUAGCAAAUAUACAGAGCAGCUGAAGCCAUUUGGAGACGUGCCACGCAAGCUGAAACUCCAAGUGACAAGGGCAUUUAUUGCUGCUCGAACAUUUGCACAAGGCCUUAGAGUUGCAAGAGAGGUUGUGGGCAAAGUAUCCACAGUCAAUCCAACAACGGAGUGUGCUGAUGCACUGCUGAAGAUGACGUAUUGUCCUCACUGUCGUGGGAUAUUUGCAUUUAAACCGUGCAACAACUACUGUCUCAAUGUCAUGAAGGGAUGCUUGGCCAAUCUGGCAGAUCUGGACAUAGAAUGGAACAACUUUAUUGAUGCAAUGCUGAUGGUUGCAGAGAGAUUGGAGGGACCAUUCAACAUUGAAUCAGUUAUGGAUCCCAUUGAUGUUAAGAUUUCUGAGGCAAUUAUGACCAUGCAGGAGAACAGUAUGCAGAUCUCUCAAAAGGUAUUUCAGGGCUGUGGGAAGCCAAAGUCUCUAUCUGGGAGCCGUUUAACUCGAUCUAUAUCGGAUGGGUUUAAUCCAAGGUUUAGACCCUAUAGUCCUGAGGAGCGUCCAACAACAGCAGCUGGCACAAGCCUUGACAGACUGGUGACAGAUGUUAAAGAAAAACUUAAGAAUGCAAAGAAGUUCUGGUCAACUCUCCCAUACAACAUGUGCAGCAACAGCAGCUCAGCCGCUGAGCUUGAGGAGGAUGGAUGUUGGAAUGGAAGUAACAGUAGCAGGUACAAUUUUGCAGUGACGGGCAAUGGCCUUGCAAACCAGCUCAACAACCCAGCUGUUCAAGUGGAUAUUACCAAACCAGACAUGGUGAUUCGUAGGCAGAUAAUGGUGCUGCAAAUAAUGACCAAUAAAAUAAAGAAUGCUUAUCAUGGAAACGAUGUAACAUUUCAUGAUGCAAGUGAUGAAGGCAGCGGUGGAGAAAGUGGCAGUGGCUGUAUUGGACUUGACUGCCACCUGGAGUUCACGUUCACCAUCACUGAUUCUCCUCUGCUCCUUGCUCCCUUGGAGCCCAAGAUAAUUAAACCUAAUAACUCUGCUUGCCGUAGCAAUCUCUCACAGCUAAUUCUACUCGUUAGCUGCCUUAUUAUAGCCUUACAUCUGAGCUUAAGAUAAUCACCCAAGAUGCAAAAGAGUCUUCACAAAUGGCUUUAAAAAAAAAACUUAUUUUCAAUUAUACCAGCUGAUGACUUCACAUUAAAUUGCAAACUUUUCUUAACGUCUCAUCAAUGAUGUAUAGUUGUUGCUUCAAAUGUAUUGAGAUUGCCGUUGUCACCUAUGUAUCUACUUAAUCAUAAUCCACGAGUGAAAACAUGCCAUCCACACCAUCAUUAUGUGGACUCCAAGGUAAAUACAUUACUUGCUAAAUUUUUUAAGCAUUUUUAAUAAAAUUUGCAAUUGGCCUAUUUAAAGAAACAGGUUGCGUGCAAGCAAAUCCAAGCCAAUUUUCAUUAUAUAAUAUGGUGAAUAUCUGUACAGAAGCAAACUUAUUUAUCUUGAAUUGACGGGAUAAUGAUGCACCUUUUGAUGCACAAAUGUAUCUGUUAUGUAGUCACGCUAAUAUCUGAUAUAUGCCUGGUUUAAUUUUAGGUAGGUAGUCUAGUUAUAAACAGUUGCACAGUGAUUAGAACUGUGAUCGUUGAGCCCUUCCAUCAGGGGACAUGUUCCACAGCUCUCUAAUUUGUUUAAAGAUCAAAUUUGGAGAAAGUGUAGUGCAGACACCAGAACAAAAUCCAGUGUUAACAUUGCUUGAUGUUUGAGCAAUCUGGGUUUAGUUUCUGGGAGUUAAUGUUUGAAGUUGCUGAUGAGGUAACUGUCCCUGUGGCGGAUUCCUAAUGCCCGUGCAGCUUCCUGCAUUCGAGUCGGGAGCAUCAUCAUACUGGAAUGCUUUUCUAAUAAUAAAGUUUGAAUGCAAUAUUUGUCCUGUAUGCAUUUCAGUUUUCAUUGUAAUGUUAAUUAUAUUUUUAUAUCAAAAUUUUAACUACUUGUAAUUGCUAGCUCAGGGUCAGUACACUAUUUUAGACAUUUCUGUUCUAUUAUAUUUUCAAUUAGCAGAAAACUGAAUUAAAUGCUGUUAUUUGCUGUUUGUAAAUCAUAGGGGUUCUUGCUUAAGUACUGAUUUACCGUGACAGUAGAUUGUAUAAAGCCGUGCCAUUGUUGAGCUAGCUGCCGGUGUUAUAAGGUUUGUUAUUCCAUUUUAGAUCACAUAGUACUUGGUUUUGGCUUUCUGUAAGGGAAAGGGAAUUGCCUGAAAUAUCCAUUCAUUAGCUGAAAUUCAGCUGGAAUACCAGCAAUGGUGUGGUUCUGAUUAGCAGAUAGCUCUGCACUCUUUCUUUCAUGACAAACUUGUAUAUUAUCUUUAGUCAUUUUAUAAAAGCUUGUUAUAAUCCCAGGAAUAUGUUUUAAAAUACACAUUGCUGUACUGAUCAUCAUUUUCAUUUCAAAUGCAAAGUACAAACUGCUUGAUGUAAGUUAAAAAACAAUGCAAAGAUUGCUGCUCUAUUCAUGGUGCAGCACCUGUGGGAAAUAUCAUGGAAUGCGAUUGAUGCUGAAGUAAACUUGUGGACAUCAAA
This is a messenger RNA of Leucoraja erinaceus (little skate), 3388 nucleotides long. RefSeq names its product glypican 4 (gene gpc4). The record is from RefSeq and is a predicted model, not a curated record. NCBI's taxonomy places the organism in Eukaryota, Metazoa, Chordata, Chondrichthyes, Rajiformes, Rajidae. Gene Ontology annotation, cellular component: plasma membrane; extracellular region; cell surface. The coding region runs from base 270 to 1931 and encodes 553 amino acids. The transcript is spliced from 9 exons. Gene Ontology annotation, biological process: cell migration; regulation of signal transduction; regulation of protein localization to membrane.